CGGCGGCGGGAAGAUGCUGCAGUCCCUGGCCGGCAGCUCGUGCGUGCGCCUGGUGGAGCGGCACCGCUCGGCCUGGUGCUUCGGCUUCCUGGUGCUCGGCUACCUGCUCUACCUGGUCUUCGGCGCCGUGGUCUUCUCGUCGGUGGAGCUGCCCUACGAGGACCUGCUGCGCCAGGAGCUGCGCAAGCUGAAGCGGCGCUUCCUGGAGGAGCACGAGUGCCUGUCGGAGCCGCAGCUCGAGCAGUUCCUGGGCCGAGUGCUGGAGGCCAGCAACUACGGCGUGUCGGUGCUCAGCAACGCCUCGGGCAACUGGAACUGGGACUUCACCUCCGCGCUCUUCUUCGCCAGCACGGUGCUCUCCACGACAGGUUACGGCCACACGGUGCCCUUGUCGGACGGCGGGAAGGCCUUCUGCAUUGUCUACUCCGUCAUCGGCAUCCCCUUCACCCUCCUGUUCCUAACGGCCGUGGUCCAGCGUGUCACCAUCCAUGUCACCCGCAGGCCUGUUCUUUACUUCCACAUCCGCUGGGGCUUCUCCAAGCAGCUGGUGGCCAUCGUGCACGCCGUGCUCCUGGGCUUUGUCACCGUGUCCUGCUUCUUUUUCAUCCCGGCGGCCGUGUUCUCCAUCCUGGAGGAUGACUGGAACUUUCUGGAAUCCUUUUAUUUUUGUUUCAUCUCCCUGAGCACCAUUGGCCUGGGGGAUUAUGUUCCUGGAGAAGGCUACAAUCAAAAGUUCCGCGAGCUCUAUAAGAUCGGGAUCACGUGUUACCUGCUACUUGGCCUUAUUGCCAUGUUGGUGGUUCUGGAAACCUUCUGUGAACUCCAUGAGCUGAAAAAAUUCAGGAAAAUGUUCUACGUGAAGAAGGACAAGGACGAGGACCAAGUGCACAUCAUUGAGCACGACCAGCUGUCCUUCUCCUCCAUCACGGACCAGGCCGCCGGCAUGAAGGACGACCAGAAGCAGAACGAGCCCUUUGUGACCCCGCAGUCGUCUGCGCAGUCCGACAGCCCCACGAGCCCCUGAGGGCAGGGCUUCGUCCAUGUGUGAGAAUGUAAGAGCCAAGGUGAUGUUUUAACAAAUACCUACUGUUGGCAAUAUUCAAAACGACACAGGAAAAAUGGGACAAAGGAAGCUUUUGCUCUGGACAAAUAAUACCUGAGGAGAUGGGAUAUGCACCUGUAAUUCACAUGCGACAAAAUGAUCUCGACUUGACUGAUAGGCGAAGAGUACUUGAAGCAGCGUGCUGCUGUGGGUAGAAGUCGAUUUUAUACUUUUAAUUGGGGACUUGGGGAUUUGCACUUAGAUCAUUUUAGCUGACGGCUAACUAGCAAGAUUUAUACUUAAAAGCAAAUAAAAAGCAUAGAGAUGUGUUUUAUAAAUAAGUUUAUGUGUACUGGUUUGCAUGCGCCCAUCAAAAAUUAUUUUUGUAGAGUCUAAGUUAAACCUACUAUUUAUAAUGAAUAGGUAACCAUUAACUGUGUACAUAUAAAAUAUAAAUAUGUUUAUAUCCUAUAUAUACGGUUCCGGUCACCAGAUCUCAGCAUACUUCUUAACCCAAGAUUGUAGAUAUUUUUUGUUUUGAUUUCUCUUUAUACUAAAGAAUCAAGACUUGCUGCAAUAAAAUAAGAGGAAUUAAAGAGUAAAUGGCUAUAGUAUUCUGCUACAAUAAAUGUUUCUGCUCUCUUGCAAAAGUGCGAUAUCAGAUGUCUAAAUGAUUAAAGCAUUUCUCUGGAGGUGAACGAAUCAAGUCGAAUAUUAGUUAAAAAGGUUAAGAUGUUUUGUUUUAAAAGUGCAUUGUGAUUUGCAGUCACCUAGUACUACAGCCCAGAUAGUGACCAUAGAACCCCCAAAUGAACAGAUUCUGUCAAAUUACUCUGAGAAUCUUUAAAUUUAUAAGCUGGAAUAAAUAAAACUCAUAGCCGGUUGCA
This is a messenger RNA of Hipposideros armiger (great roundleaf bat), 1929 nucleotides long. It is a transcript of the gene KCNK1, whose product is annotated as potassium two pore domain channel subfamily K member 1. The transcript has 3 exons. Gene Ontology annotation, biological process: stabilization of membrane potential; potassium ion transmembrane transport. Bases 14 to 1024 code for a protein of 336 amino acids. Gene Ontology annotation, molecular function: potassium ion leak channel activity; outward rectifier potassium channel activity. Lineage: Eukaryota; Metazoa; Chordata; Mammalia; Chiroptera; Hipposideridae. The record is from RefSeq and is a predicted model, not a curated record. Gene Ontology annotation, cellular component: plasma membrane.